Messenger RNA from Linum trigynum, 3088 nucleotides. The record is from the annotation of a GenBank genome assembly. NCBI's taxonomy places the organism in Eukaryota, Viridiplantae, Streptophyta, Magnoliopsida, Malpighiales, Linaceae.
AUUCCGCCGCCCGUCUCCCAACUCGUAAGCGGCGACGAGCGAGAACUGCGGCCGGCUUCGUUUUCCACCGUUUAUCCUGUAAACUGAUAGCGGCGGCCGCCGGCCAGUUGCCCUCAUCCAUUUUCCUUUCUAGCUUUCUGCUGAACUUUCGCGACUUAAUAUUUAGAGGGUUAUUUCAAAGGUAUAAAGCUCACAUUAGAGUUACUCCUCGAGUCCUAGUUAUGGAGCAUCCUCUGAGUUCCUCGGAACAUAACUACUUAGGCGGGAUUUACUGUUGAUGGGUGUGCUUUCUCUAUCUCGAACAUGUCUCCGGAGACCUUGCUGGCUUGAAUCGGCUUAUUCCGUCUCCUCUGCACUACUGGCGUCGGAUGAACACCAGGUGUUCGACGUUUUGCCCGUCCUUAACAACAACACUGCUGUUGUAGAGAAAUCAGUUGUGUCCUGCCAGGAGGUUAGUGAUCAAGAGACGUGUAAGUUGUUCGCGUUUGUUGCUACGGUUGUGAAGACUUUGAAUUUGGGGGAGGUGAAGAAAGUUAAGUUUGUUCAGGCGGUGAGGUACAACGGUUAUGCUCAUUCAUUCCAUGCGUUUAAAAUGAUCAUGGAGGUGUUUGCGGUAGCGGGGAUAGAGAACAACGUUCAAAUUUUGCUUAGAGAUAUUGUUUCAUAUUACGGGGAGGUUGAUUUGGAUGUUUUGGGGUUGUCUCAAAGUCUGAUAGAUUCCCCUGAUAUUGCUGGAGUAAUAUCUUCCUUGUUGAGUGUACUGAUAAAGGUUCUGGCCGAGAAGAGGUUGAUGGAAAGUGCAGUUGGUGUGCUUUUGCAGGCUAAGGAAAAUAAGGUUGAACCUCAUAUAUUUUCGUGUAAUUUCUUGCUGAAGUGUUUAAUGCAAUCCAAGAGAUAUGAACUCUUCGUCGAUGUAUUUGAUCUGUUGAGGAAUUCUGGUCCGUGUCCUAAUGUUCAUACCUACACCAUUCUCCUGAACUUCUACCGUAAUAGUGAUUUGGAGGUAGACAUUGUUCGUGCACUGAUGGAGGUGCUGGGCGAAAUGCAGAAAUUUGGGCUUACCCCCACAGCUGUAACUUACAGUACGGUUGUCCAUGCUCUUUGUAAAGUAGGUUUUGUUCAGUCUGCCUUGGAAUAUGUACGGGAUUUGAGGAACAAUAACUGUUUCUUCAAUAGUUAUUGUUAUAAUGCUAUUAUUCGUGGAUUUUGCCAGCAAGGUGAAGUGGAUGAAGCACUGAAGCUCUUGGAAGAGAUGAGAUCAGCUGGGAUAUCACCAGACAUAUAUAGCUACAGCAUCUUGAUUCAUGGGUUCUGCCAGAAGGGUGAAUUUGAAAAGUGUGAUGAUUUGUGGAAAGAAAUGGCGCAUUGGAAUGUCCAGCCAAACAUUGUUACACACAGUUCGCGCGUUUCGGGUUUAUGUAAAGUUGGAUUGGUAGACCUUUAUUUGGAGAACUUUCAUGACAAAGGUGACCAUGAUUUUGAAUAUGACUUGACUUACUAUAACAUUUUGAUUGACGGUUGUCUCAUGACGGGUAAGCUGGACAACGCCAAUGACCUUCUGGAGGAAAUGACUAUGAACGGGUUGACUCCUAAACCCUUCACCUUUAACAGGUUGAUUCACGGGUUCUACAAAGAAGGGCACCUAAAAGAAGCCUUGAAAGUUAUUGAAAUGAUGCGAGAAUCUCUUGUAGCACCAAAUGUUUUCAGCUGCAAUGUGAUUGCUGACAUAUAUUGUAGAGAAGGACACCUGGUGGAAGCUCUGAAAUUUAUUGAUGAAAUGCAAAAUCUAGGUAUUGUUCUUGACUCACAUACAUACUAUGUUAUCAUUAAGUGGUUGUGCCACAAUGGAAUGUCAGAGAAAGCGUGGGAAGUUCUUCCUGUAAUGUUUAAGAAAAAUGUUUUUCCUGAUGUUGCUCAUUAUAAUAUCAUCAUGGAUGGUUUUGCCAAACAGUCAAAAGCAAUGGUUGCAUUGAAAUUGUAUAGAAGAAUGCUAGAAGUUGGAUUAGCACCAGACAUGUUUACAUAUACAGUUCUCAUCAACAUUUUUGCCAGCAAAGGAAAAAUGGAUAAAGCCUGCAGUUUGUGGAAGGAGAUGAUUGGAAAGGGCAUCUCUCCAGAUAAGAUCGCAUACACAUCUAUGAUAGCUGGAUUCUGUAAAAUUGGGGAUAUGGAAGCUGCUGAUGUAUUAUACCAGGAAAUGUUGAAGAAUGGCCAUAUUCCUGAUGUUGUAACUUAUACUUGUCUGAUUGAAGGACUUUGUAAGAUGAACCGCCUGGAUAUGGCUGACCGAUUAUUUGAGGAGAUGGAACUGCACGAAUGUCUUCCAAAUGUGGUGACAUACACUGUUCUCAUUGCUGGCCAUAAAAAGGUUGGCCACAAUGGUGUUGCAGAUAAGCUGUAUGCUCAGAUGGCCCAGAAGUGCAUUUCUCCGGAUUAUAUUGCUUACAAUACCUACAAGAAGGGAUAUUCUUGAGCUUGAUCAAGGUUAGAUGAUUUAUCUGUAUUUAUAAUUUCAUUUAUCCUUUUCUCUAUUACUUUUAAUUUUAUCCAGGUGGUUUAUUUUCCCCUGGCCAUUUCAUUCUCAUCCCUCUCACUUCAACAAAAUCUUUUUCUUGGAACUGGCUCCUAACCAUCUGAAGGCUUGUUAGAUCUGCAUCUCUUUACUAAACUGCAUUGAUAUAUCUGUAUUUCAGGAUGCAUAGCAGUCAUGGCUGGAAAAGCGGGGUUGUUGUGUGGGGUUUGACAGUUUCUGUCUGAUGCCAUUUGGAUGUUUGAGAAGCUUACAGGUACUUGUGCUAGUCCUGUUAAUGUGGCUUUAAUGGUUGUUCUGGACUUAUAUGAGUGACGUGAAUGGAUGAAUAUGAGUUUGGUAGUCCAUUAGUCUAGUCUUUUGUUUGGUUCUGAUUUUAUCAAGUACUUCUGGUACAUAUCUUCUGUAAAGAGAAUUAGAUUCCAGAACCAUGAUGCAUAAGGUGCUAGGGUUGUUCUAGGUGAAGUUAGUGGCUGAAUCUUUCUUGUCGCCUUACUGUGUUCCUAACAGUGGUGAGCUGAGUAUAAUGAUUUAUGGUAGUAAAAAGAUUAUUUGUUA